Molecule: messenger RNA, 2644 nt
Organism: Capsicum annuum
Lineage: Eukaryota; Viridiplantae; Streptophyta; Magnoliopsida; Solanales; Solanaceae
Product: serine/threonine-protein kinase AtPK2/AtPK19
Exons: 7
Coding region: 1042-2457 (471 amino acids)
Biological process (GO): protein phosphorylation
Molecular function (GO): protein serine/threonine kinase activity; ATP binding
Source: RefSeq, a predicted model, not a curated record
UUCUUUUUUCAUUACAUGUAUUAUGUUUAUACUCUUAGGGCUUCAUUGAGUUGUAGUGUUUUAUUUUUUUUUUGUUACUGUUUUAUAGAUCAUGCAUGAGUAGUUUUUCUGUUUGGGGCCAUUGAUUUUCUAGUGUGUGUUUAUAGUGAUUGAUUUUUUAAAGUUGAUUUUUUGUGUGUGUGGAAUUUGUGUGGAAUUGAUCAUCUAUUACGAUCUUUAUGCUUCUUCUUCUUCUUCUUCUUUUCUUGUGUGUGGUUAUGUUAAGUAAAAUUUGAACUUACAUAGAUCAUAUUAGUUAAUCAACUGGUACUCGGAUCCCUUGGUCCCAAUUACGUGGUACAAUUGGAAUUUCGAGAUUCAAACUUCUAAAUUUUGUUGUUGUUGCUGUAAACUUCUAUUCUAAACUCUGAUGGUGAAUUUGGACAUAGAAAUUUUCAAGUUUUUUGAAAUAAAAUUUUAUCUUUGAAAAUUAUGUAAAAAGUAACAUAAAUCACAAUAAUUAACAACUUAAUAUAUUUAAAAGGCAUAUAAUAGGGAUUCUAAUUAAAGAAAAGCUUGAUUGACUCUCAAAAUUUCAACUAUGCCACAUAAAGGGACAGAGGAGCACCAUAUAAACUUUUUGGUUGAUCAUAUUCAGGUGAUCAACAUAGGUAGGUUUAAUUCACUAUUAAGAUAGUUUUGGCAAUGGGUGUUGGAAUUUAUCUCCCAGUUGAAGGAUUCAUCUUCAAUACGUAUGGUUGUAAGAGAUAGGUGUAUUUGGCUUAAUAAACACCACUUGGUUUGCAUGUUCUUCAUGAAUUCGAGAAGCACUGCUGCAGCCACUCUUUCCUGUAAAGCGGGAAACGAGAACAACUCUCUUUUCUAUAUGCUCGUCUGCCUUUUCCCCCAAUUUUUUGGAACACUUGUUGCAGUUGAGAAUUUCCUUCUUUUCAAGGCUAUCGUGAGGAAGGGACCUUCAAGUUAGUUCUCUGGUAGCCGUGCAGAAGCUGGGGUUGAUCUACUAUACUCCCUCCCUCCUUGUGUUACUCUUACCUUGUGUUAAUGGUUUUUGCUAAAAUUUCACAACCAACGGGGAAUCGUUUCCACAACCACGUGUUGCUCCCAUUGCAACCACCCAAAGUCAUAUCACUGGAUGAUGUUGAUUUGGAUUUCUCUGACAUAUUUGGUCCUGCUCCACAUCAAGCUUUGAGCUCUGAGAAUGUUGCAAUGUCAGAAACAAAUGGAUUCAUAUAUGAAGAACCAGCUGUAAUUUAUAGCCGCUCUCAUUCCUUUGUUGGUCCGACAAACUAUGUCAGUCGAUCGUUGAAACUUGGCAAACUCACACUCCGUGAGAAUGAGAAAUUGUUGGAACUUGUGGAGGGAGAUAGUGGAGAGACCAAAGAUCAUCUUGAGGAAGCUACUUUGAAUAUUGCUGUUACUGAUAAAAGUGAUGUUCAUGCUAUUGUUACUACCCCAAGGUCUGUAGAACUAGAUGAUUUCAAAGUCUUAAAGGUUGUUGGCCAAGGUGCAUUUGGAAAAGUAUAUCAGGUGAGGAAGAUUGGGACUUCUGAAAUUCUUGCCAUGAAGGUUAUGCGGAAGGAUAAGAUUUUGGAGAAAGAUCAUGCUGAGUACAUGAAAACAGAGAGGGAUGUCUUGACAAAAAUAAAUCAUCCAUUUGUUGUUCAGCUCAGAUACUCUUUCCAGACUAAAUACAGACUAUACCUUGUGCUUGACUUUGUUAACGGGGGACACCUUUUUUUUCAACUCCAUAGGCAAGGCCUAUUCAGGGAGGAUUUGGCACGCAUCUACACUGCUGAGAUUGUUUCUGCUGUUUCUCACCUCCAUUCUAAUGGCAUAAUGCACAGGGAUCUUAAACCAGAAAAUAUCCUUUUGGAUGCCGAUGGGCAUGUAGUGCUGACUGAUUUUGGUCUUGCUAAGCAAUUCGAUGAGAACACGAGAUCCAACUCUUUGUGCGGAACUAUUGAAUAUAUGGCACCUGAAAUUGUUCUUGGAAAAGGUCAUGAUAAGGCUGCAGACUGGUGGAGCGUGGGAGUUCUAUUGUAUGAGAUGCUGACGGGAAAGCCUCCAUUUGUUGGUGGGAACCGACAAAAAGUUCAACAGAAGAUCAUAAGGGACAAGAUUAAGCUGCCAGCAUUUUUGUCUAGUGAUGCACAUUCAUUGUUGAAAGGGCUGCUACACAAGGAGGCAAGAAAGCGCCUUGGCUGUGGAUCAAGAGGUAGUGAUGAGAUAAGAAGUCACAAAUGGUUCAGGUCUAUCAAUUGGAAGAAGUUAGAUGCUCGAGAAAUUCAACCAAGUUUCUGUCCCCAAGUUUCAGGGAAGCUGUGUAUUGCCAAUUUUGAGGAGCAAUGGACCAGCAUGCCUUUACUAGAUUCUCCUGCUGCUAGUCCAAAAUUUGGCGAGAACCCCUUUAAGGAUUUCAGUUAUGUGAGACCAGCAGUUUGCAUGCCUGCAGAAUAAUUAAUCAUCACACUUGCUCUCUCUCUCUCGUAACCCUGCUAUGAUGUACGAGGCGUAGGAGCUUUUUCUAACUCCCUUGCUAUUUACUUCUUGAGUCACUAUAGUUCAUCCUAGGCUAUAAGGAUGUUCUAUGAUGUUGUUCUCUACUGACGGUGAAUAUGUAACUAUGAUCAUCACACUUGCUCUC